UGUUCGUAAAAAAAACAUCAGUCUGGUUGCAUGGAUGCAAGGUAUCGUCUUGUCUUCGUUUUGUUUUAGUCCACAAUUACAAGGGGGGAGACCUAGGAAUAUCAGAAUUACUGCUCCUCGCAGGGGAAGAAGAAGAGGAGGCGGCACCGCUCCGUGCUAGUGUGAGUGUCCGACAGUCGUAAGGGAGAGGAGUGGUGGAGACGGUUCUUAGUUUGACCAAAUCGUAGUGUGACCACUCCUGAAGUAGGCCCGCCAAGUUACCGUUGCUCACCGAGUCUCCCAACCCGCUAAUCAGAUCAGAUCUGACCUCAGCAGCACACGACCAACAAUACAUGAUGUGGACGCUAGUAGUACUCUCGCUGCCAUUGUGCUUAGCGUCGCUCGCCUGGUCGCCGGCAGGAGCGCUUCACUAUCCGGUGCCGGCAGCGGCGGCUCACCAUCGAGUGAGUCGAGAUGUUACCGUUCAGCCAUCGCCACCACCCGCUACCAGCAUUUGCGCCGUGGACAAAUGCAAGUGCACGUUCUCCAAUGGGUCAUAUAUCGACCUGUCGCCGCUAUCAAACACGAACGGCGAAGCAAGGUUUCAUCACAUUCUCAGCGUCAAUGAUCUGUUCUACUAUUACUGGAAUCCAUGUGAUCCAUUCACGGUGGGGAAUCCCCCUGCUGGUGACCCUACAGAUGAGUGCAAGGGCGUGACAGCUUGCCAGAACUGGUAUGAGUUCUACUCGGACCUGGGCUAUGCGGACACGAUGAAGUUUGGCGAAGACAACAACGGACUGUACGCAUACUACGAGGGGCAGAGUGAUCAGUAUGCGACUGAAGGCAGGGAGGUGUUUGUGUAUCUGAGAUGCGUACCGGACUUGAAGAUUCCCUCGUUCCAAGCGGUCGGAGAACUGGACGUCAGGUAUACAUUUGUGUUUGAGGUUCGUUCCAGCGCAGUGUGUUUGCAGACAUCCAGUUCAGGCAUCUCGCCAGGCACAAUCAUGUGCAUAGUGGCACUGGUCGGCGGCGUCCUUUACCUCGUCGGCGGAGUGCUGUUCAUGAAACUGGUCAAGAAGCAAGAAGGUAAGGAAAUCAUACCCAACUACACGAUCUGGGCCGCCAUUCCCAGCCUCAUCAAAGACGGAGCGCUCUUCUUGAAGGACAGGCUACCAGGGCCCGGCAAGAGCACCUACACUGAAACCCUGUGAGCGGAGCGCUCGGAGAACACACAUUCUAGCUGGUGUGAUCCCUGCUGCCGGUCAGAUUGUGUGCAUAACAAAGGAGAUCAAAAUCUUCACAAUACAAUCUCCUCUGAGCGGUUCGCUGUAACAGCAUGCUUCUCUUCUGGCAUCGCUGUCAUUGUCCAUAGCAAUGUGAUUAUGUAAAGAAAAACUACCGCGUCCCUAUCUGUACAGUUCCGUAAACUUUGUUUUUUUGGAAGCUAGCCUGGCCAGCACUCGAUUAUAUUUGGUGCCUACUUUGGCACACAUGCCAGCCAUGAUCCUAUCGUCAAACUCUAACUAGAUUUUCUUGUGGCAAGUUGUUUCAUGGCACCUGUAACGACAGGGGAAAAAGCAAUAGAUAUUCUAGCCGUGUACCGUGCAGGCAGCAAUGGCCAAUCCACGCCGUGGUGUGUGUGCCCUGCAUCGUGGGAAUCCAUUUCCCUGUCCUUCAAGCAUGAAUGCUGAACACAUAUAUGUCAACUUGUGUGCUGAGACUUAGUGAUUUUAUCCAAUGACAAUUGGAUCUCACCGAGUGAACGUACAUUGCAUCAUAAAUUCAAAAUACUUUCUGGAUCUUCCUAAUUAUUUCGUCUUGCACUCCUUUUCUGCUGAAGGAGUGCGAGCUUCCUUUAUUGGCCUUUCUAAAGCUGUGAAUUUUACAAUUCUAAUCUUUUUGUAACGGCAUUAAUUUUAUUAAACUCAUUUUCUGUGCUGGACACGUUUGAAUCUGAGUUCGCAAUUCUACUAUUUAUGCACUGUGUUUUUGUGCGAGUGGCACAGCAGGUAGAGCAUACAGAGCCGUGCAAGGUUUUACAUUGUCUCAUUUCUACAAGUAAUAUUACUAUAAAUUGAUAUUUUGAAAGGAUUGGAAGAACUUCGAAUUCGAA
Sycon ciliatum is the source of this 2092-nucleotide messenger RNA. RefSeq lists its product as uncharacterized. The transcript is spliced from 6 exons. The record is from RefSeq and is a predicted model, not a curated record. Gene Ontology annotation, cellular component: trans-Golgi network. The coding region runs from base 333 to 1190 and encodes 285 amino acids. NCBI's taxonomy places the organism in Eukaryota, Metazoa, Porifera, Calcarea, Leucosolenida, Sycettidae.